This is a messenger RNA of Linum trigynum, 715 nucleotides long. NCBI's taxonomy places the organism in Eukaryota, Viridiplantae, Streptophyta, Magnoliopsida, Malpighiales, Linaceae. The record is from the annotation of a GenBank genome assembly.
UUCUCAGCUUCAUAUAAUUAAGCAAUCAUUUUUUAAUAAAGGGCCUUCUUCAUGCCAAAACGGCUAAACCUAGCAAUAUUUUCCUUUAUAUAUAAAGUCAUAUACAAGACCUUCCUUCUCAUCAAUCAUUUCAUCAUUUGCUCUACUACUUCCAAACCAUACUACCUACUCUAUCUCUCUCUCUCUCCCUCUCUCUGCAGUCCAAAACCAGUAUGGAGCUUUCUCUCCAACUCAAUUCCCACCAAUUCCUGAAAGCACCAUUCCUUCCAAACCGGCUCAAAUCCAUCGUCUCCUGCCGAGCCACCAUGACUAAUAAUAACACUAGCCGGAAGAACAAUUUGUACCAAGUGCUGUCACUCUCAUCGGAAAGUGACGUCGGACCCGAGGAGAUAAAGAAAGCCUACAGAAAGCUGGCCCGACAGCACCACCCGGACGUCCGACCCGCAUCCGGGAAAGAGGAGUCGACCCGCCGGUUCUUGGAGAUCCGCGAGGCCUACGAGACGCUGUCCGACCCGGCCUCCCGUCUGGCAUACGACUACGAGCUCAGCAACGUGAACUCCGUCGGGAGGCCGCGGCGGAGCGAGUGCUGGUCGUCGUCGUCGUCGUCGAGGGCGGUGUGGCAAAUGCAGCUCCAUGGGCUGAAAGAGCGGUCUCGGGGCAGGAUGGAGAGGAAGAGUUAUAGUUCUUAAUUCAGCAACAAAAUAAAAUGUUUUUA